Lactuca saligna is the source of this 1656-nucleotide messenger RNA. Lineage: Eukaryota; Viridiplantae; Streptophyta; Magnoliopsida; Asterales; Asteraceae. The record is from the annotation of a GenBank genome assembly.
CAAAAUUUAUAUUAAGAUUUUAGUAUAACCUUUUAAAAUAUCUUGUAUACUAUUAUCUGUCUCCGUAGAUCUAUACGUAUACAAAUCUGAAUACGUACAUACGGUUCUCCCUAUAUAAAAGGUCGUACUGAGAGACUGCAGACAUCCCUUCUGUUUCGAUCUAUAUCCAAACACUAUUUCCGCUCCAGUAACCCUAAUCUUCUCUCUCUACUCUUCACUCACACUCGAAAAUGCGUGAGAUCCUUCACAUCCAGGGCGGACAAUGCGGUAACCAGAUCGGAGCUAAGUUCUGGGAGGUUGUUUGCGCCGAGCACGGUAUCGAUGUAACAGGAAAGUACACCGGAGACUCCGAACUCCAACUCGAGAGGAUCAACGUUUAUUACAAUGAGGCCAGCGGCGGAAGGUUUGUUCCACGAGCGGUGCUCAUGGAUCUGGAGCCUGGUACGAUGGACAGUCUCAGAUCUGGUGCCUACGGUCAAAUCUUCAGACCUGAUAACUUCGUCUUUGGUCAGAGUGGUGCUGGUAACAACUGGGCGAAAGGACACUACACCGAAGGCGCCGAGUUGAUUGACUCUGUUCUCGAUGUUGUUAGGAAGGAGGCCGAGAACUGCGAUUGCUUGCAAGGUUUUCAGAACACUCAAGCUCACAACUCCAAGCUUUGGUGAUCUCAACCAUCUCAUUUCUGCAACAAUGUCCGGAGUCACAUGCUGUCUAAGGUUUCCAGGUCAACUCAAUUCUGACCUCCGAAAACUCGCGGUGAAUCUGAUACCGUUCCCUCGUCUCCACUUCUUCAUGGUCGGAUUCGCCCCUCUCACCUCCCGUGGGUCCCAACAAUACCGUGCAUUAACCGUCCCUGAACUCACCCAACAAAUGUGGGACGCGAAGAACAUGAUGUGCGCCGCCGAUCCCCGCCACGGCCGCUACCUCACCGCCUCCGCCAUCUACCGUGGGAAAAUGAGCACGAAAGAGGUGGAUGAACAAAUGCUAAAUGUCCAGAACAAGAACUCAUCUUACUUUGUGGAAUGGAUCCCAAACAAUGUGAAAUCAACUGUCUGUGAUAUUCCACCAACUGGGCUAAAAAUGGCGUCUACUUUCAUUGGGAAUUCGACUUCCAUCCAGGAGAUGUUUAGGCGUGUUAGUGAGCAGUUUACUGCUAUGUUUAGGAGGAAGGCUUUCUUGCAUUGGUAUACUGGUGAGGGAAUGGAUGAAAUGGAGUUCACUGAAGCUGAGAGCAACAUGAAUGAUUUGGUGUCUGAGUAUCAGCAGUAUCAGGAUGCUACUGCUGAUGAGGAGGGAGAGUAUGAGGAAGAGGAGGAAGAGGCAGAGUAUGAGGGUUGAUUGGGGGUGAAUUGUCUUGUGAAGGAGACUAGAGUCUAUUAUGUGGUGUUAUUAUAUUGUUUUAUGUGUGAAUUGUCUUGUGGUUGUCAACUCAACUUCCAUUUUGAGUUGGUUUGUGAAAAACUUGCAAGAAAGCUAUCGGUUUUGCUAAACAGUGUGGGUGUAAUUCUGUUUCUGGAUUAUAACUAGUACUCGUUUUUGUGCUUGUUUUUCCCCCCUACUUUUAGGUGAUUUAUGUGUAGAUGGUUGUGUUCUUUCACUUCUUUACAUCUCUAGUUCUCUUCAUUUUAAAAUCUUAUUUCUACUGGUUUUGAGAGC